AUAAAUCAAUGAUAAGAUAAUUGUGUGAUAAGAAAUUCAUAUAUUUUCUCCAUGCGGUCAAUAGACAUAAAAUGGAUUGAUGGACCAAACUGUUGAAAUUCAAAUAUCUUUAGACUGGUUUUAGUGUGUUAAUAAGUGUUAUUGUUAGUGUUUUCUUGUUCUGAAAAAAAUGCCUACAAAUCUAUAUAGAUUUCAAGGGCCUGAAGGGACCAUACCUUACCAACAUUACUUGAUUGACAAAAACAACACAAAACUUACCAAAAUAGCCACAGCAUUAAUGAAGAAUGAACGAUGUGAUGGUAGAGAUAUUUCAGCUCAUAGAAAUUUAUGUAUCAAGACUGGAAUUGUUACACAAGCCAAAGGAUCAGCCUAUGUUGAGAAAGGUCAUACAAAACUAUUGUGUUCUGUUUUUGACCCAAAAGAAGUUCCUAAUAAAGUUGAGUAUGCAAAAACAGGAGAACUUCAGUGUGAAUUUAAAUUUGCUACUUUUUCAUGUCGACAACGACGUAAUUAUACCAGAGAUUCUGAAGAACGGCAAUUGUGCAAUGAGUUCCGUAGAGCCAUAGAACCUGCAGUUUGUAGAGGUGAAUUUGCAAAUUUUGAAAUUCAGGUCAAUGUUUUAGUGUUAGAAAAUGAUGGAUCAGUGUUGUCUACUGCUAUAACAGCUGCAGGACUUGCAUUAAUGGAUGGAUGUAUUCCUAUGUAUGAUAUGAUUGUCGCAUCUUCAUUGGGAAUAUUUAAGAAUACAAUUUUAGUAGAUCCAACAUAUGAUGAAGAAACUUUAUGUUUGUCCUGGACAGAGGACGAAGAGAAUAGAGGCACAGUUAUGUUGGCUUAUAUGGUCAGUUUGGAGCAAAUCACUGAAUUUUCUCAAAAUGGAUCAAUGGAUAUCAAUAUGUUCCCAGAAUAUGUACAAUUACUAAUUGAUCAAAAUUGUAAAAUAAACAAAUUGGUUCAAUCUGCAGCUAUUACAGAUGUAAUUGGUCAUUUUGAAAGUCAAACCACAGAUUAAAGGAAAAUGUUUUUUUUAUGUACAUAUAUUUUAUAAAAUGUCCUUACCUCAAAUAAAAAUAUAUAGAUUAUA
This is a messenger RNA of Sipha flava (yellow sugarcane aphid), 1084 nucleotides long. RefSeq names its product exosome complex component MTR3 (gene Mtr3). Gene Ontology annotation, cellular component: cytoplasmic exosome (RNase complex); nuclear exosome (RNase complex); nucleolus. Gene Ontology annotation, biological process: rRNA catabolic process; U4 snRNA 3'-end processing; nuclear mRNA surveillance. The transcript is spliced from 4 exons. Bases 170 to 1012 code for a protein of 280 amino acids. NCBI's taxonomy places the organism in Eukaryota, Metazoa, Arthropoda, Insecta, Hemiptera, Aphididae. The record is from RefSeq and is a predicted model, not a curated record.